AUGUAUUUUGGUGAAGCAAUUCUGGGUACAGGAAUAAAUGCUGAACCAAGUAAUUUAGCGCCCGAGCAAUUCAAGUGGUUGUUCGAUAAGAAGGACAGUGAUGAUGAAAGGUCUUUUUCUGCAACAAUAUUUGGUUCAAAACCAUCAACCAUUUCUAUGCCUAAUAAUCAUCAUGAUCCAUUCCAAAGAUCUUGGGUUACUACUAAUUUGAUAAAUAUAAACGGUUUCACAUAUAACAACAAAAAUUUGUCUCCUCGUGUGCAAGCUCCUGAUUCACCACCUCUAUUUAACAAUAAUGCAAUGUUUCACCACCUCAAAACAACUAAGUCAACAUGCAUUUUUAUUAGAAAACAGAAAAGUUAUAUAGGGAUAUCUGGAAGAGUCACGUUAAAACCCUUACUACGAGAAACUCAGGCGGAAGAACAACGCAAAAAAAAUGAUGGAUUAUCAUGGGGAAAUAAUAGUCUGUUCACUCCUUCUUCAGCUCCGUGGGCAAAUAUGGUACUGAAAUCUCCUUCAUUACGUGAAAUUCAAGAAAUGGAAGUUCGUAAAACCGCUGAACAAGUGCGGAUCUAUUUCUAUGAAUACUGCUUGACAACAAGUCAAGCAAUCGUGCAAUUACUGCAGUAUAUCCUCAACCUAAUCGAUAAAUGUGUUAUCCCCGGCGGAAAGAUUCGUCCAUAG
This is a messenger RNA of Funneliformis geosporum, 684 nucleotides long. Lineage: Eukaryota; Fungi; Glomeromycota; Glomeromycetes; Glomerales; Glomeraceae. The record is from the annotation of a GenBank genome assembly.